AUGUUUCGCCAACCGUUCGUUCCAGCGCGCAAUUCGCGGCACAGGAUCGCCGCAUUGGCAUUAUACCGCGCCUUAAUAAAGACGGGAAAGAAAGUCCCGUUGCCCAAAGACCUCCAGCAUCCCGGCCCGACGCAUCCAAUAGCCCACAUUGUGAGGAAGCGAUUCGUGAAAAAUAAGCCACUUGCCAGUUUGAGGCUCGUGUAUAAUUCUAUGGCUUCGGGAUAUAAAUUCCUCACAUUAUUGACAAGAGGCCAAACGACCGACAACUUCGAACACGCCCAGAUCACCCAAUUCCUACGACAACGAAACGAAGCAUCAGCUCUAUCCCGCUCCAGAGCCCCUCCUCCCUCGACACGAAGACAAAACCCUCCGCUUUUGACCAAAGUCUCCCCUCCUGAUGCGCCACCAGAAUACAAACCUACAGUCCGACCCCUCCCCAAAACCGCCUUUGUAGGCGAGCGCAAAGUUCCCACAGUCGCCAACACGAGCGGAGGCCAAGUAUUUCUACGGAUUAAGAAACCACAACCUAGGGUUCUGUCAAGAGCCGUCGGCAGGAGGUCCAAUCUAUUUAGAAAGGACUUGUUGGCACUUUUAGACAUCGAGGAGGAAAACCUUGGUUCCGCUGAUGAAGAGGAUCGGUGGGAAUCCCUCAUGAACAAGCAGCUGGCUGCCGAAGGGUUCCAGGACAAGGCCAUUAGCGACGGCACGUUAGGGUCUUACCGCUGGAGUGAGCAGUUGUCAAAAUCAUGGAUCGAAUCACAGCUUGACAGACGUUGGUCAGACUGGGUUGCCCGUGGCAAGGCAGUCAACGAGCUUGUUCAGCAAGAAAAGGCCUUGGCGAAGGCGGAGGAACGAAUCCCACGUCCAUCACCUGAUGAUACCGAAGCUGCAACUGCUGCGAGAGAAACUCUCGACAAGAUUCUAGAGGAGGCUCGGCAGAAGGAGGCGGCACGGAAUGAGGAAACAGAGACAAAGCCCUUCCAGGACCCGUUCAUGGCUCCCCUGUGGGUGGAAAGGGUCCAGGAGCUUGAGAAACAGCAGAUGUUCCAAGGCCAAUUUGGAGGCAAGCCUAGAAAGGGUGGAAAGAAGCCGGAUGAAAAUUUCGCGAGCAAGUUUCCCCUCGACGCGUUCGCGGCCAUAAAGGCGUCUCGGAGGUAA
This is a messenger RNA of Fusarium keratoplasticum, 1158 nucleotides long. RefSeq names its product Complex1-LYR-dom domain-containing protein. The record is from RefSeq and is a predicted model, not a curated record. NCBI's taxonomy places the organism in Eukaryota, Fungi, Ascomycota, Sordariomycetes, Hypocreales, Nectriaceae. Bases 1 to 1158 code for a protein of 385 amino acids. The transcript has 2 exons.